CAAAAUUCCAAACAAAAGAUGACACAUUCCAUUACUUCACCUGUUUUAACAUAAGAAGCAAUAGGUGUACGUGUUCUAGUAAUACUAUCUUGAGAUAAUACUCAGAUAAACUAUUGCAUUAACAUUUAUGAUUAAACUAAUUUGAAAAUAGGACGUGAUCGUUGUGAAAUUGUGAUCGAAACCUUUGUAUCAUGGGAGUGUACUGUGAAAUCAACCUGUGCAAGCCAGUGGAUGGAGUGUACACGCCAGGAAGCGCAGUUUCCGGCAAAAUAAAGUAUUGUUUAGAUAAAGAAACCGUUUUUAGUAAAAUAAUAGUGUCUCUGAAAGGGCAUGGAUGGCUGGCACUGGACGAUAACUUCGAGAUAUCACACGACCGACUCCAUUCAUACAGGAAUACUGAAGACUAUGUUGAUGUAGAAAACAUUAUUUAUGAAAAUGAAAAAGGAGAGCCAUUGUCCGCAGGAAGUUAUGAAACUGAAUUUAACUAUCAACUGCCGGAAAACAUUCCAGGUUCUUUAAAAUACUUGAAAAACAGCCCAGAAUAUACUGUUUGGUGUAAUAUAAAAUACUAUGUCUGUAUUAAGUUUGAAAAGCCAGAGCUACUGAGCUUCAACAAGCGUUACAAGAAGAAAAUCACUGUUGUUUCAGGAGUGACUCCAAGAUUGCCGACAGAACAACCUGUUUACGGAGAACAGACAAGUUUAUUUCAAUUAGGUUCUUUAUUUUCAAGCAAAAAGAGUAUUGUGAACAUUAAAGCGACCAUGGCUAACUCUGUCGUGAAACCUGGUGAUAGUGUGAAAGUUGACUAUGAAGUUGAAAACAAUACAAAUCUCACUUUAAAGGGAGUAGAGAUAAAACUAGUGGAAGUUGACUCCUUUACAGUUAAAGGAAAGAAAGACCCAAGGAUUGUUGAAGAUGUCAAAGACACUGACAUUAAAUAUGGUGCAAUGCAGAGCGGUGAAACCAAAACUUUCUCAGAUGAAAUUACUAUUCCAGACGGGCUUGCGUCUAUAGACCACUCAAAAAUGAUAGCCAGGGAUUAUGCGGUAGCUAUCACUGCUGUUAUUCCGAUGCCUCACCAUAACUUAGUGCUAGAGAUACCCGUACAAGUGAUUGAUAGACUUGAUGCUUCAGAAGCUAGUGGGUCAGCACCGCCUUCUUAUUGGGAGGCAAUGGGUGAGGAAAAGAAGGAAGUAUUGGGAGCGGGUGACAGUUCUGAUGAGGAGAAGGAGAAAUCUUGAAUUUAAGUCAUGAUAUUCACAUAUACUUAUUUUUUUAUUAGUUGCUUAUUGGACUUGCAGCAGUUCAGUCAAGUUCAAAUUUUUUUUUAUGUAAUUUAGCAGUAAAGAGAUCUAUAUUUUUUUAUUGCACAACAGUACAAAUAAAUUAAAUUCAUUUAAUUAAUUAGUAUGUAGUCAUAAUAGUUAUAAUGAUUUAAGAUUAAAUGCUGCCUUAAGAAAGUGUUACUAUUAAUAUAAGUUAAGUUUUAGAAGGUAAAAAUAGCAGCAUAAGAUCAACAUGGGUAAGUGUGUCUAGCCUUCAGAUUUGGCCAAUUUAAACAAUGAUUAGUGUUGUAU
Leguminivora glycinivorella is the source of this 1577-nucleotide messenger RNA. RefSeq names its product arrestin domain-containing protein 5-like. NCBI's taxonomy places the organism in Eukaryota, Metazoa, Arthropoda, Insecta, Lepidoptera, Tortricidae. The transcript is spliced from 2 exons. Gene Ontology annotation, biological process: protein transport. Gene Ontology annotation, cellular component: cytoplasm. The record is from RefSeq and is a predicted model, not a curated record. The coding region runs from base 192 to 1241 and encodes 349 amino acids.